AAAUAUGGCAAGUUUGCUUUUUUAAUUCUCAAACAAUAUUUUUAUCCUAUUAUUAAUCAUUAUUAGUAAUACUGUUUCUUAUUAUUUAUGUGGGGGAGGUUUUCUUUGUUUUGUACUUUUGUUUGAUUUUUUUUGGUUGCUUUUUCUUUUUCUGAUAUUUUUUUUUAUAUGAGAGAAAUGUUGGGAAUUUAUGAGGCUGUGGAGUUUCAGUGUCCUUGUGCAACUGAAAAGUUUUGUUGUGUGGUUCUGUUCUGAAGUUGGUCUAGCAGAAACAGGAGAUCCUCCUAUGGUGAUAUGGAAGGUCUGAUCAUGUUAAUGUAAAAAAAAGCUGAGAGGUUGAUCUUGAUAUUGGGUCUUUGUGGCUUUCCCGGAACCAUUGAAAUGAGUUUGAGUUAUCAUGUUGUUGGUGGAGGUGCAAGCGUGUGAAAUCCUCUAUUUCUUGCAUGUGUUGUACCUGGCCUACAUGCAACUCUAACUGGAUAAGAAUGGAGGGUUCUUCUGGGUCUGCUUGGCAGAAGUCUGAAAGUUCUAGGGCCUUAAAUAGUUCUGGAGUCUCAGACAGGAACCAAAGGCUUCAUUGUCCUGAAAGAAACCCCUUCUCUGGUGAGGCAUCACAUGAUUCUGGUUUUGAAAAGGAAAAGGAUAGGGUUCUGUUGGCACAAGAUGAUAAGCCUGAGAAUCUUGGUGGGGUUUCUGGGUUUUGUGAGGAUGAAGUAGAGGCUGACCCUUUUUUUUGUUCUAUAGAAUUGGGUGAUAUUAGCUUGAGGCAGUGGUUAGAUAAACCUGAAAGAUCAGUAGAUGUCUUUGAAUGCUUCCACAUAUUUAAGCAAAUAGUAGAAAUUGUUAAUUUAGCGCAUUGUCAAGGAGUUGUAGUUCAUAAUGUGAGGCCUUCCUGCUUUGUCAUGUCAUCUUUCAACCAUAUCUCAUUUAUUGAAUCAGCAUCUUGUUCAGAUAGUAGCUCGGAUUCUUUGGGAGAUGGAUUGAAUAACCAAGGUGUUGAGGUUAAAACUCCAACAUCUCUCUGUCCCCAUGAUAUGCAUCAGCAGAGUUUAGGAAGUGAAGAUUUUAUGCCUGUCAAUACUUCAACAACUGCUUUGACAGAUUCUAGUUGCAUGCUGUCAAGUGCUGUGUAUGCGGCUCGUGCAUCAUUAAUAGAAGAAACAGAAGAGAAUAAAAUGAAAGAUAGAAGAAAGGCUGAAGAAGUAGAAGGAAAGAAUCAAUCAUUUCCAAUGAAACAGAUACUACUAAUGGAGAUGAGUUGGUACACUAGUCCUGAAGAGGUUGCUGGUACUCCUAGUUCCUGUGCUUCGGACGUUUACCGAUUAGGGAUUCUCCUUUUUGAGCUAUUCUGUCCACUUAGCUCAAGAGAAGAAAAGAGUAGAACAAUGUCUAACCUUAGACAUAGAGUUCUUCCUCCACAGUUACUUCUAAAGUGGCCUAAAGAAGCUUCAUUUUGCUUAUGGUUACUACACCCUCAACCUAGUAGUCGUCCAACACUUGGGGAGUUGUUGCAAAGCGAGUUCCUUAAUGAACAGAGAGAUGAUAUGGUAGAUCGUGAAGCAGCGAUAGAGCUUAGACAAAGGAUAGAGGAUCAAGAGUUGUUGCUAGAAUUCCUUUUGUUACUUCAACAGAGAAAACAGGAAGUUGCGGAGAAGCUGCAACAUACUAUCUCUUUUCUGUGUUCAGAUAUUGAAGAAGUGACCAAGCGGCAAACUAGAUUUAAAGAGAUUACUGGCGCUGAACUAGGGAGUGAUGAUCGUUCAGCAUCAAGUUUCCCAUCCAUGACAAUGGAUGACAGUGAGGAUUCUGGUUGUCUAGGGACUAGAAAACGAGUUAGACUAGGGAUGCAUGUUAAAAACAUUGAGGAAUGUGAUGAUGACAUAGGUGAUGAUCAGAAAAAUCAUGGAAGUUUUCUUGAGAAAAGUUCACGGCUAAUGAAGAACUUUAAGAAACUAGAGUCAGCGUACUUUUUAACACGAUGCAGAUCAGCCUAUUCCUCAGGGAAACCAGUGGUUAGACAUUCACCUAUAGAAAAUGAUGGUAGAGGGUCUGUUGUUGCAACUGAAGGAAGUUGCAUCAAUAACUUAGCAUCAAAAGAGCAGUGCAGGGAGGGUACAAGUGCUUGGAUAAAUCCUUUCCUUGAGGGUUUGUGCAAAUACUUGUCUUUCAGUAAGCUAAAGGUUAAGGCUGACCUGAAGCAAGGAGAUCUUUUGCAUUCUUCCAAUCUAGUAUGCUCACUCAGUUUUGACCGUGAUGGAGAAUUUUUUGCUACUGCGGGUGUGAAUAAGAAAAUUAAAGUGUUUGAAUGUGAUACAAUCAUAAACGAGGAUCGUGAUAUUCACUAUCCGGUAGUGGAGAUGGCGAGCAGUUCAAGGUUGAGCAGUAUAUGUUGGAAUACUUACAUCAAAAGUCAAAUUGCUUCAAGUAACUUCGAAGGGGUUGUACAGGUGAGUCAAAUGAAAUGCACUUGAAAGAAAAGGGUAUUUUAAAUAUUAUUGAAUUGUGUAUUAAUAUGGUACAAAGAGGUCUCUAUUUAUAGAGACCAAAAACCCUAAUUCUUGACCUAAUGGGCUUGGCCCAAUACAACAAAUACUAAU
Gastrolobium bilobum is the source of this 2597-nucleotide messenger RNA. RefSeq names its product protein SPA1-RELATED 3-like. Lineage: Eukaryota; Viridiplantae; Streptophyta; Magnoliopsida; Fabales; Fabaceae. Gene Ontology annotation, molecular function: protein binding; protein kinase activity; ATP binding. The record is from RefSeq and is a predicted model, not a curated record. Gene Ontology annotation, biological process: protein phosphorylation; photomorphogenesis. Bases 444 to 2471 code for a protein of 675 amino acids. The transcript has 4 exons.